Messenger RNA from Scylla paramamosain (green mud crab), 20666 nucleotides. RefSeq names its product basement membrane-specific heparan sulfate proteoglycan core protein-like (gene trol). Gene Ontology annotation, molecular function: protein binding; calcium ion binding. The record is from RefSeq and is a predicted model, not a curated record. Gene Ontology annotation, cellular component: plasma membrane. NCBI's taxonomy places the organism in Eukaryota, Metazoa, Arthropoda, Malacostraca, Decapoda, Portunidae.
GUUUUAUUUCAAUGUACAUCUAAUUUUCUUUUCUUUCUUUUUCCAGCUGGUAAGUUACAAGUCAUCUGAAUAUAAACAACAACAAGAACAGCAGCAGCAACAACAACAACAACAACUACAACAACAGCGGAAACAAACUGAUGACGAGGACCUGAUGUUUGACGAUGAGGACGGGACGAGAUCCGAGGCUCCCGUGGCGGCGCCCAUGCAAGACGGCGUGUUGGGCCCUCUGUCGCGACCCAAGAGGCAGUUCUUGCCUUACGAUUCUAAUGAUUACGUUGACUACACUGACGGUUCAGGAUCAGGGUUCCCGCCCCAGAUCUACAUGGUCAAGAUACAUAUCCUCCGCCCGUGGGACAGCCGGUUUAGUAACAAGGGUGGUGCGGCCUUCAAGGAGUUUAAGAACGAAAUCAUGCAACCCAUGCAACAAGUACUCCACCGUGUUCACAGAGACGCAACUCUGGAAGUGGACUCCAUACGCGAAGGCCCGUCAGGACAGUGCAUGGCCCGGUUGGUGGUCUCGAUGCCUGACCACGAGGACCGCCGAGAGAACCUGGUCAGGAACGUGCGAAACGAGCUGGCCAAGGGAAGACUCGGCCAGCUUAUAGUGAACACCGAUUACUUCGAAGUUACCGACUAUUCUGGAGAUGUGGAUAAUGGGGAUGCAAGUAGUAGGGUGACGGGUGGAUGUGCGGCCGAUAGCAUAUUCACCUGUAAGAGCGGGAAGAUCAUUUGUGAUGUUCAGAUGUGCGACGGUACUGAAGACUGUCCUGAUGGUGAUGAUGAGGACGGAUGCGGCUGUGAGGCCGGCCAGUUCUUAUGCGACUCGAUUCGAUGUCAAGAUGAAAGCAUGAAAUGUGAUGGAAUACCAGACUGCGCGGACGGAACUGAUGAAUUCAACUGUGGCGGUGAUACCACCACCAUUCCUGGCCCCUUCACAACAACCUCCACGAGACUGCAGUGCUUAACGGACUCCACACCACAAGUCUGUGAUGACGGCGUGACGCUCGCCUGUUUCUGUGACGAAAACCCACAGUGUCCUAACGGCGAGGAUGAAUCUGUAGCGAAUUGUGGUUCAGAUUGUCCAUCUGGGAAGGUGCAGUGUGGCACUGAGCCAACCUGUAUCGAAUCAAGAUUUGUUUGUGAUGGAUUCCAAGACUGCCGAAACAAUUGGGACGAGGAAAACUGCUCUGGCACCACCACUCCUGUCCCCAUGACAACAACCUCCACGAGACUGCAGUGCUUAACGGACACCACCCCACGACUUUGUGAUGACGGCGUGACGCUCGCUUGUUUCUGUGAUGAAAACCCACAGUGUCCUGACGGCGAGGAUGAAUCUGUAGCAAAUUGUGGUUCAGAUUGUCCAUCUGGGACAGUGCAGUGUGGUACUGAGCCAACCUGUAUCAAUGAAGAAUUUAUUUGUGAUGACUUCUCACACUGCCAAAACAAUUGGGAUGAGGAGAACUGUUCUGAGCCAACAACAGAGGUUAUCUCCUUCACUACCCACCCCUACUCCACCACGCCCUCCACCACCAUGCCCUCCACCACCACGCCCUCCACUACCACGCCCUCCACCACCAGCACCACCAUCACUCCUGACCCCACAACAACCACUUCCACGCCACCACAGUGCUUAAGAGGCGACCUCCCACAAUUUUGUGAUGAUGGCCGGACCCUCGCCUGUUUUUGUGACAACUACAGGCAUUGUCCCGGUGGCGAGGAUGAAUCUGUAGAAAAUUGUGGUUUCGUGUGCCCACCUGGCGAGCAGCAGUGCGGAGACGAGCUCACCUGUGUCUCCUCAGCUCGAAUAUGCGAUGGCUACAGUGACUGUCGAAACAACUGGGACGAGGAGCAGAACUGCCCAUUAACGUGCCCACCCAACAUGCAAAUGUGUAGGGAAGGGAGGAACUGCCUCGCUCCGAAUCAGAUUUGUGAUGGAACCCCUGACUGCCCCGAAGGCUCGGACGAGCAGGAGUGCCACAUUUGCUUGGUGACCCAGUUUCAGUGUGAUGACGGGAAGUGUAUUGAGAAUUACCGAAGGUGUGACCAUAUUGCUGAUUGUGUCAACGCUGAAGAUGAGGCGGUUUGUCCCUGCGAACAUCCCAACUUCCAAUGCAUUAGCCUUAUGUGCAUCCCGCCCGAGGCUCACUGUGAUGGGAAGGUGGAUUGUGAUGAUGGGUCCGACGAGAUUGGCUGUCCGUGUCACGAUAAGUUCACCUGCCGCAACGGGGAGUGUGUGAUGUCGCAGCUUAGGUGUGACGGGAAGGCCGACUGUGGUGAUAGGUCUGACGAGGUGGACUGUAUAGUAUGCCAUGGUGACGCGUUCCACUGCGGUGACGGUACCUGCAUCACGCCUGCCCAGGUGUGUGACGGCCAGGCGGACUGUGACACGGACGAGACGAGCUGUGGUGGCGGGAUGUGUCCUGAGGGGUACUUCCGCUGCUUCACCGGCGGGAACUGCAUUAAUGUCACCUAUCGCUGUGACGGACUUGUGCAGUGCCCGGAUGGUUCUGAUGAAGAAGACUGCCCCUGUCAGGUGUGGCAGUGGACUUGCAGGGACGGGGGUUGUAUCUCUCAGGCCAGCCGGUGUGAUGGAACCAUUGACUGCAACGACAAAUCUGACGAGUACGAGUGUCCUUCUGGUGGAUGCCGAGAAGGAGAAUUUAAAUGCCAGAGUGGUUCCUGUGUCCUAGAGGAGGAUCGCUGUGAUGGAGUAAAUCAAUGCCCUGAUGGCUCAGAUGAGUUUGGCUGCCCAACACCAACCUGUGGCCCAUUAGAGUUCACAUGUGCAGAUGGCAAAUGUGUGCCUGCAGAGAGGAAGUGUGAUGGGUAUCAGGACUGUGCUGAUGAUUCUGAUGAGUACAGCUGUUGCAGUUCUGGUCAAUUCCAAUGUGGGGAUGGUUCCUGUGUGCCAGAAAGUGCUCGCUGUAACAAUGUGCGUGACUGCCCAGAUGACUCAGAUGAGACUGAUUGCCCAGUGUGUCAUCCUGAUGAGUGGAGAUGUCGGGAUGGGAAUUGUGUCCCAGCAGAAGUGCGGUGUGAUGGCUAUCCACAGUGUCUUGACCACUCCGAUGAGCACAACUGCCCUGUCCCUUGUAGUGAUGAGGAGUGGACUUGCAUUGAGGGCUCAUGCAUCCCACAAGAAGCUUGGUGUGAUGGCCGCAUUGACUGUCCUGAUGGCUCUGAUGAGGCAGACUGUACACCUCAAGGGUGCAAAACUGAUGAAUGGACUUGUAGGGAUGGCAGCUGCCUCCCCAUAGAGGGCAGAUGUGAUGGCUAUCAUCAAUGUUGGGACAGUUCUGAUGAAGAGAACUGUCCUCCUAAAUGUCGACCAGAUGAGUUCACAUGCUGGGAUGGGUCAUGUGUGCCUGACUACCUGAGAUGUGAUGGCAGCCCACACUGCCCUGACAGCUCAGAUGAGGCUGAGUGCUACCCUUCAACCUGCACCAGUAACCAGUGGACUUGUUCUGAUGGCUCGUGUAUUCCACAAGAGAAGCGAUGUGAUCAACGCUAUGACUGUCCUGACUACACUGAUGAGUAUAACUGUACAGGUUGCAGUAGCCAGGAGUGGACAUGUUUGGAUAGGUCUUGCAUACCCUUGGAGAAUCAUUGUAAUGGCAGAUAUGACUGUCUGGACCGCUCAGAUGAGGAGAACUGUAUAGCUUCAGAGUGCAGGCCCGAUGAGUUUCGUUGCGUAUCUGAUUACUCCUGCAUUCCAAAGAGUUCUCAAUGCAAUGGUCUUCAAGAGUGUCGUGAUGGGUCUGAUGAAGAGCAGUGUGCACCAAGACCAACUUGCAAAGCUGAUGAGUUUGCCUGCGCUGACGAUGGCACUUGCAUCCCGUCCUACCUGCAAUGUGAUGGCCGGCCGUACUGCCGUGACGCUUCAGACGAGCACAACUGUCCCUCAUCUGCAUGCCGGGUGGGAGAGUUUCGGUGCAGUGACGGUACUUGCAUCCCUGACCACCUGGUGUGUGAUGGCCAGAGGUACUGUUGGGAUGGAUCAGAUGAGUGGGGCUGCCCAACUGAGUCCUCGUGCAACUCCCCCUCAACUUUCCGCUGCAACAAUGGCUACUGUAUUCGUGCAGACCAGCAUUGUGACGGAACAGCUGACUGCCAGGAUGCCACAGAUGAAAGAGGCUGUCCACCUUUGUGCACGAAUAACGACUUUCGGUGUGACGAUGGUACUUGCAUCCCCCUGGAGGCUAAGUGCAAUGAUCAGCCAGAUUGUCAAGAUCAGUCGGAUGAGGCCAAUUGUACUUGCCGCCCUGAUCAAUUCCGCUGUGAUGACGGCAAGUGCCUUGAACAAUGGCAGAAAUGCAACACCAUCAGUGAAUGUAGCCAAGGAGAGGAUGAGCGAAGCUGUCGUCCUCCACUUUUCAACUGCAAGAGUGGCCAACAGAUUGAUCAGCAGUAUCGGUGCAAUGGUCAAGUCGAGUGCCCCUUCGAUCAGUCGGAUGAAGAAGGAUGCCCAUGCAGGCCUGAGGAUCACCUGUGUGAGAGGGAUGGCACAUGCAUUGCUGGCUCAAAGGUGUGUGAUGGCCGCCCAGACUGCAGUGACGCCUCAGACGAGCUCAACUGUCCACUUUGUGGCAGGGAUGAAUGGCAGUGUUUAGAUGGCCAGUGCAUCCAUCGAAGCUAUCAUUGUGAUGGUCGACAGGACUGCUUAGACAAUUCUGAUGAGAGUGUUGAUUGCACACCACCUGUCCGUCCACCAUCCACACCGAGACCAGAAUUGUGCAACAGUGAUCAGUUUGAGUGUCGGAAUGGCCAGUGCAUCGCACGUGCAUACAAGUGUGAUGGGAUCCCAGAUUGCUCAGAUGGAUCAGAUGAAGAGGAGCGAGUGUGUACCCCUGGCCAGUGUCCAGACAGCAACCAGUUCGCAUGCACUUCUGGGGAAUGUGUUGGUUUGGACAAAAGGUGUGAUGGAAACUUAGAUUGCAUUGACAGAUCUGAUGAGCUUGGAUGUCCCCCCAUCCCAGGCAUCUCAGACGGUGAUGAUGAGUGUUCGGUUGGUGAGAUCAAGUGUAAUGAUGGCUUGUGCAUAGACAAGAGCUGGGAGUGUGACAGUGUGCCGGACUGCUUCGAUGGUGCCGACGAACUCAAUUGCUGUAAGACCACUGAGUUCAAGUGUGGUGAUGGAAGCUGCAUCCCUGACCACUUUUUGUGUGACACCAGAUUUGACUGCACUGAUGGAUCCGAUGAGCACAACUGUGAGUGCAAGCAAGAUGAGUUCCACUGCAACAGUGGAGAGUGUGUGCCAAGGACUGUUGAGUGUGAUGGCAAACCAGACUGCAGGGACGGCUCUGACGAGGGUGAUUAUUGCCCCACGCCUUCUCCGUGCACAGCAAAUGAGUUUCAUUGUCAGUCAGGGGAAUGCGUUUCCCAAUUUGUGGUGUGUGAUGGACGUGGGGACUGCUUCGAUGGAUCUGACGAGCUUCAGUGUCCUGAUGGUCAGCCUGGUACAGGUACCUGCUCAGAAUCCGAGUUCAAGUGUCGGGACGGUUCGUGUGUGGACAGAAGCGCAUACUGUGAUAGGAUCCCUGACUGUCGUGAUGGCUCAGAUGAAGAUAACUGUACCAGACAAUGUGCCUCUGGAGAAUUCCAGUGCACUGACCGUCAGUGCAUCCGGCAAGAGUCUGUCUGUAAUAGAGUUCGGGACUGUUAUGACGGAUCAGAUGAAGUAAACUGCCCAACCCUCCCACCACCACCACCACCACCAACAGAAACAACCACCACUACAUAUUGCCGGGGUGAUCAGUUUCAGUGUGGCAGUGGUGACUGUAUCCCUCAGUUCUACGUCUGUGAUGGCCCUCGUGAUUGCCGCGACGGAUCUGAUGAAGAUAGCUGCACUACUACCUCUGGUUUUACUACUAGUACUACUACCACUCCCCCUCCCCAAAACACCUUCCAGUGCCAGGAUGGACGUAUCAUUAACCGUCAGCAGCGUUGUGAUGGCCGAAGGGACUGCAGUGAUGGCUCAGAUGAGAUUGAUUGUCCUGUGAGUGGUAGGAUCGAUUUGAAAACCUUCCCAGAUGAGCAGACCAGCAAGCAGACUCAAGAGGUUGUCUUCCAAUGCCGAGAUGAAGGCACAACUCGAGCCCCUGUGCGGUGGGAGAGGGAUAGAGGCCGCCCUCUGCCUGAAGGCUCCACAGACAUCCGUGGGCGACUUACCAUGCCCCGUGUCCAGAUGGAACAUGAAGGUGUCUACUACUGUGUAGCUCAAGGAGUGUCCCCCAACACACCAGGCAUGAGGAAGCCUGUCUACUUGCGUGUUGAGCCAUCCUCCAAUGAUUGGACUUUGCUUGAGCACCCACUCCCAAAACCUAUCCCUGACUCCUUUCAGCCCCUCUUCCACCACCGCCUCUCCCUUCACCCUCCUACUUCCUCUGUUCGUCACCCUCGCUUUCCUCGCACUGAUCCAUCUCCCACAGUCACCUCUGAUGAACUCCUAACAUCUCAAGUCCAGGAUACUCCUUUAACUAUCCCUCCAGGCCUCAAAUCCUGGUCCCUCACCCACCAAGGCUCCACCACCAUUUAUCCACAGCCCAAACCCUCAAAAUCACAGAACCUCUCAAACAGAGUUGAAGUCUCCUCUGCCAUUUUGAGGGGACACUUUAUUUAUCGUCCAUUAUACACACUCGCCUCAGUGUGUUCACUACUAGAGGCAACCUGCAGAAGUGGUGAGUGCAUCAACAAGACCCAAGUGUGUGAUGGAAGGCCAGACUGCAAGGACUCCUCAGAUGAAGACCGUUGUGGCCGGUGUGAACCAAAUGAGUUCCAGUGUGACAACCGGAAGUGUGUGCUCAAAACGUGGCUUUGUGACUCAGACAACGACUGCGGGGACAACUCAGACGAACAAUACUGUGGCAUCAGUGAUCCAGAUGCCUUCUGCCACAACAAUGAGUUCAUGUGCCGGUCAGGAUCACAGUGCAUCCCCAAGUCCUUCCACUGUGAUGGAGAUAAUGACUGCAUGGAUCUCUCUGAUGAAGAUGGAUGCCGCAAACCUGAGGUGAAAGAGCCACCACCACGCAAUGUGAUGGUUUGGGUGGGUGAGACCUUCAACAUCACUUGUCGAGUUGAGGGAGUGCCAACCCCCAUUGUGCUCUGGAGGCUGAACUGGGGUCAUGUUCCAGCCAAGUGUCAAAUGACCAGCAAAAAUGGAUUUGGGAUGCUAGUUUGUCCAGAUGCCCAACCUACAGACCAGGGAGCCUACUCCUGUGAGGCAAUUAAUGGCAAAGGAUCUGUGUUUGCCACACCUGAUGCCAUUGUUGUUGUAAAGGGAAUUCCUAUCAACCAGUGUCAGCCACCUUCAUUCAACAGUCUUGCUAUCUCUCAGGAGGACUGCUUGAGCUGUUUCUGUUUUGGUAUCACGAAUGAUUGUUUCUCCACUGAUAUGUUCAUCACACAGCUGCCACCACCCAAUGGUGACUCAUUCACUCUUGUUGGGGCAAACCAAGAUCAGACCCAGGGCAAUUAUGUGGUUCGAGAUAAUGAUUACCCUCUGUCCUCCAGACAUCUUGCUUACAACCUACCCGGGACUCAGUAUUCAGACCGGGUUGUGCUCAAUGUAGACCGUUCCAAGCUUAGGGGACCAGGGGACUUGGCGGUGUAUUUCUCCCUUCCUGACUCUCACAAGCGUCAGCAACUUGCCUCCUUUGGUGGUUAUCUCCGCUACAGGAUCACAUACUCUCACUUUGGGGCAAGCCAGACUACCAGCCAUCCUGAUGUCAUCAUCAGGGGGAAUGGCUUGACUCUGAUGCAUGUUCAUGACGGAACCUUCCAAGAAAACAUUGAAAACUGGGUAGAUGUGCGGUUUUUCUACGGCCAUUGGUUCAAGCGCGUGGUUCAGUGGGGUGGCCGAAUCAAGGUGGAACAGCCUGCCUCCAGAGAGGAUAUUAUGAUGGUGCUGGAAAAUAUGGACUUACUGCUCAUCAGAGCACAGUAUACUGAUGGUGACUUCAUCAACACUACACUGUCCAAUGUCCAGAUGGAUACAGCUGAAAUUUCUAGAAAUGAUCAAGGUCAGGCAGGACUUGUGGAGAAAUGUGUUUGUCCGCCGGGCUACACUGGGAUAUCCUGCCAGGACUGUGCACCAAACUACACUCGAGUGAAGGAAGGGCCUUGGCUGGGGCGAUGUGUAUAUGACUUGGUAUGUGGACCCAAUGAGUAUGGUGACCCUGCUAAUGGCAUCUCCUGUCAACCUUGCCCCUGUCCUCUUGGCAGUCCCAGCAACCAGUUCAGCUCCUCUUGCUAUCUGGAUGGUGAUGGGCAGGUGACCUGUAACUGCCAGCAGGGUUACAGCGGCCGUCGAUGUCAGUAUUGUGCCAGUGGUUAUGAAGGCAACCCGACAGUGCCAGGAGACUACUGCAAGCCAGCACCUGUCACCUGCAUGACUACCUUUACCUGCUUGGAUGGGUCCCAGCACCCUUGGUCCCGGCGAUGUGAUGGCAUAAAGGACUGCUCCCAAUAUGAAGAUGAGAGUGAUUGUGAUGUGUGCUUCAAUAGUGGCCAUAGGUGUGAUGACAGACGCUGUGUCCACUUUGAGCGGAUAUGUGACGGUCAUCCAGACUGCCAUGAUGCCAGUGACGAGCGGCCAGAAAACUGCCUAGAUGAGUUGCCUUGUGAUCACAUCCAUCAGUGGACAUGUGCCGAUCCCUCCCACCAAUGCAUAGACCGCAGCCGUCAUUGUGAUGGCUUCUAUGACUGUCCAGACAACUCAGAUGAGCGUUACUGCAACUGCACAUGUGACUCUGCCUUUAACUUCCGCUGCAAUGAUGGCACUUGUUUGGAUGUCAGUGUGCGGUGCAAUGGCCGGGUUGACUGCAAAGAUAAAUCCGAUGAGCACCUAUGUCCCUGUGACCCACAGAGAUACCACACCUGUGGGGAUGGAACAUGCAUUGAUCUUUACCGAGUGUGUGAUGGGAAUCCAGACUGCAGGGAUAGAAGUGAUGAGCCACGCUGGUGUGGAUGCAACCCUAACACCAUGCACAGAUGUGGUGAUGGCACAUGCAUAGAAAAGAGUGCUGUGUGUGAUGGCCGGCCAAAUUGCCGAGACUUUAGUGAUGAGCCUCCCACUUGCUGGCAAAACUGUGACCAGACUCUUGAGUUCACUUGUGCCACUGGGAACUGUAUUGACAUCCGACUUGUCUGCAAUGGUUACACUGACUGCCAGGAUGGGAGCGAUGAGCACUAUUGUAUAGUUUGUGCUGAAAAUCAAUUCCAAUGUGGCGACCACUCCUGUGUCGACCGCCAGCGGCUCUGUGAUGGCCGACCUGAUUGCAGAGACCAGAGUGAUGAGGGGGAGAGGGCCGGUUGCUGCGUGGCUCCAUACUUCUUCCGCUGCCAUGAUGGAUAUUGCAUUGAGUCUCAGCAUGUGUGUAAUGGAUAUUGGGACUGUGGCGAUGGGUCAGACGAGAGAUUCUGCUCUGGCCGGUGUGACCCAGCAGGCAGCAUUGAAGCAGAUCCUGUAUAUGGCAACUGUCAGUGCAAGGAAUUUGUAACUGGUCCUCAAUGUGACCAAUGCAAGGAGGAUGCUUUCUACCUUAGUGAGAGGAACAAAGAGGGCUGCAUCCCUUGCUUCUGCAUGGGCAUCACCUCCUCUUGCUCCUCUUCAAAUCUUCACAGGCAGCAGGAAUAUACUUACUUCACCAAUGACCGGCAAGGGUUUGAGAUCGUUGAUGGAAAUCUACAAAACUUUAUCCGAGAUGACCUGUUUGUGGACUCUAACCGCCAGGAGCUUGUGUUCCGAGACUUCACAAGAUAUGGGCAGAAGGUUUACUACUGGAAGUUGCCACAGCGAUUCCUUGGUGACAAGGUGACGUCAUAUGGUGGCAACCUAACAUAUACCUUGCGCUUUGUGCCGGCACCAGGCGGUCAGAGCUCUACCAACAGUGCCUAUGAUGUGGAGAUCUUUGGCAACGACAUUUUACUGCGACACUUCAAGCAGGGCCAGAGUUCCCUCUCACCAGCACGCCAAGAAACUAUCAGUGUGCCUCUUUACGAGCAGUAUUGGCAGAGGCAGAAUGGGCAAGAGGUGAACCGAGAACACCUGAUGAUGGCUUUAGCAGACUUGGAGUACAUCUACAUCAAGGCCACCUACACCACUGCCACAGAGGAGGUUGGGCUGAAGGAUGUCACUCUGGACUAUGCCGAGGCUCGCAACACUGGUCAAGAGAGGGCUUAUGCUGUGGAAAUGUGUGAUUGCCCUCGAGAGUAUCAGGGAACAUCAUGUGAGGACUGUGCCAUUGGCUACACACGUUCUACAUCAGGAGUCCACCUGGGAACUUGUGUUCCUUGUGACUGCAGUGGCCACUCAACUGAAUGUGAUCCUGACACUGGUGUUUGCUUUAACUGCAAGAACAACACAGCUGGCAACCACUGUGAGCUCUGUGCCCCAGGUUACACUCUGUAUGGUGACACCUGCUACCACACAGAUAGUGGAAGUGAGUGCAUCUGUGACCCUCGGGGCAACCUGUCUUGUGAAGGGAACCGCUGCCAGUGCAAGGCCCAUGUAAUUGGAACUCAGUGUGAAUCUUGUCGACCUGGUUACUACCACCUGUCUGCGGACAAUCCUGUAGGCUGCUUACCUUGCUGGUGUAGUGGUGUCACUUCCCAGUGCUUCUCAUCCAACUAUUAUCGGGAUCAGAUUCCCAUGCAGCUUCUGUUUGAUCAUGGCUUUACUUUCUCCAACAGGCUGCAAACUGAUGUCAUUAAGGAAGGGCUUGACAUCAACUUGGCAAACAACGAAAUAUCCUUCUCGAACUUUAACAAUCUCCGAAACAGGGAACCAUAUUACUGGUCGCUGCCUCAGAUGUUCACUGGAAACCGCCUUGAGUCUUACGGCGGCAGCCUGACAGUGACGCAGAAGUUCCAGAUACAACCUGGUGCUGGCAUCUACCUUGAGGCUGAUGUUAUCAUUCGUAGCACCAGUGGCAGAGAAUUUUUCUGGAUGAGGCCACGGCACCUUCAGCAGAACAUCCCGGACAGGGAGCAGACGUACACAGUAUUGCUGACUGAAGACAGUUUCACCAUGAACCAGCAGCCAGCCAGCAGGUCUGAAUUCCUGAAGGCCCUGUCAUCCAUAGAGGCCAUCCUCAUUCGAGCCACUCUAAGUGAGCAGAUGGUCGCCACCUUCCUCAGUGAUGUCAUCAUGGACACUGCUGUUCCCACUCAGACUGGGCAGCCACGAGCCGUGGAGGUGGAGCAGUGCCAGUGUCCCAUGGAAUACUCUGGCCUGUCCUGUGAGACGUGCAAGGCAGGUUAUUACCGAAAGGAAUCCACCAAUCAGUGCCUCCAGUGUCCCUGCAAUGGACAUGAAUCUUAUUGUGCAGAGCGGCCAGAUGGCAGCGUCCAGUGCGAGUGUCUGCCUGGCUAUUAUGGGCCCAGCUGUGCAGAAUCAGGUCUGAUGGUCGAACUUAGGCCUAUCAAAGUGCUCUUCAGCCAGCAAGCUCGGGAAGUGUAUGAGAACUUCACCUGCUCAUACCACUCAACUGAGCCACUGAGCAUGACAAUCACACGGGAACCUACAUGGGUAGAGGAUGGUUCCCCAGCUGCUCUCAUGGACUCGCAGGCUCCCCACCUCAUCGAGCAGUAUGCCCAUGGAGCUAAAUACUUUUCACUGCUCCGCCUUUUACGUGGCCACAGAACAGUCACUUGCAGGGUAUUUGAUGCCAGUAAUAAAGAGGUGGCCCAGAUGUCCUCCCAAAUAUUUUAUACCUAUAAAGACUGGACAGCACAUCCACCCACCCCUGGAGAGGACGGCCCCACCAUUGAGGUGAUUGUUUCUGAGCCCAGCAUCAAGGUUGUCACUGUCAACUCCACUGUCCAGUUGGCAUGUUCUGCCCGUGCUGUGACUGGUGUUCAGACUCGCAUUCCUGUUACCUGGAGCAAGGUUGGAGGGGAGCUGCCAUAUGGGAGAGCAAGGGACAACCGUCAAGGCCUGCUGGUGAUCACUGAGGUCCGGUCAUCUGACAGUGGAGUGUACAUUUGUGCUGCUGUUGACAGCUAUGGACGGGUGGUCACCGACAACGUUACUCUCACCGUCAGUCGUGGACGUCCCAAUGUCAUUGUGGAGCCAAAGCAAGGUCGCUUUGAUAUCAAUUUAAGAGGCUCACUUGAGGUGAGGUGUUCUGUUGAAGGCAAUCCAGAGGCACAAGUGACUUGGACCUUUGGACCCAACAGACCUCUUCCACCAAAUGUAUACCAGCAGAGUGGUGUGUUGACCUUCCGUGAUGCCCAGCUGUCAGACAGAGGAGAAUACUACUGCACCUCCACCAAUGCUUACGGACAAGGCAUUACUCGUGUCUACAUCAAUGUGGUGACCAGUCCUCCGGGUGAAAUCAUCAUCAUUGAGGUAUCUGAGGAAAAUGUGGUGGCCCAGGCAGGAGAAACUGUACGAGUGAGGUGUUCUGCUAGCAACAUUCCCGGUGCCCUGAAUAUUGAAUGGAGUCGCCUUGCUGGCUCUCUCCCACAGCAAUCUGUGGUUGAGCAAGGAGAACUACAAAUCCCCAGUGCCCAGCCUGCAGACUCAGGGACUUACGUGUGUCGCAUAACUGAUUUGCGGACAUCUGUGUACAAUGAAGCCAGCACCAGGAUCACCAUCACUCAGUACACGAGCCUGCCAACGGUGCAGAUCCAACCUGACCGCCAAACCAUCAACCAGGGCACCAAUGCCGAGCUCUUGUGUCGUGUCUCAGGGGACCCGUCUCCUGUUGUCACCUGGAAUAAGGCAUAUGAGUCACAGAGCUCCAGGGUGAGUGUAGAAAACAAUAUACUGAGGAUCACCAACGCACAAGUAAGUGACCGCGGGAUGUACGUGUGCACUGCGAAGAACGAGGGUGGUACAGCACAGGCUGCAGCCAUCAUUGAAGUUGAACGCCGUGAGCCUCCACAGAUUGAGAUGCACCCUCAGAUGAAGCAGACAGUUGUGGUGGGUGGCAGUGCUCUCUUCCAGUGUAACCUGAUUGCCGGCAUCCCUGCCCCAACUGUGAAAUGGACCCGUACUGAUGGACAGCCUUUCUCUUCCAACACUGAGGUCUUAAUUGGCGGUGUGCUGAGGUUCAAUCAGGUGCGAGGAGAUGAGGAAGGUUCAUACAUAUGCACUGCUGAAAAUGAUGUUGGUUCCGUCACUUCCAUGGCUCUGCUGGAGGUACAGUCCUUGCCCAUCAUUAACAUUCGUCCUGGACCAUCACCAUACAUUGUGCGCACUGGAGACACUGUCCGCCUUGAAUGCUUUGCAGAGGGAGACCCACCACCUUCAGUUUCCUGGAAGAAGUUGCAGGUCAACUACCCAACACCAGGCCAUAGCGUGUCUGGAAGAUCUGGUGUGACUGAGUAUACAAUCACCAGUGUCUCAAAGGCCGAUGAAGGUAUUUACUUGUGCUCAGCUGAGAACAGUGCAGGAACAACUGAUGAGAGAUUGCAGUUGCUGGUAGAAGAUGUACUGCCUGGCACUCUUCGCCCUGCUGUGCCUCCUCCAGGCACCGGUGUUAGUACUGGGGGUGGUGGAGUUGUGUACAUUCCAGCAGGAAGCCCCUAUGAAUUCAUGUGCUCAGGAGAAGGGCCAGAGAGUGACCAGCUUGAGUUCUCCUUCCGUCGCAGUGACAACCGCCCACUGCCACAGGGAUCUCGGACCCACCAGGGUACUCUUUACUUAACUGUUGUGGAUGAGUCAGCCUCAGGGGAGUAUGCUUGUGUGGGCCGUGACCGCGUCUCUGGAAGCAUUCUCUUCACCAUUUACACCACCAUUGAAGUGCUUGUCCCUCCACGCGUCAGCCUUGAGCCAGCCCGCCAGGUGGUUCGCCCCGGUGAGGUGGUUCGUAUUCGCUGCUCUGCCACUGGCCUACAGCCUAUUACCAUUGAGUGGAGCAAAGAUCAGGGACGCAUGCCAGCAUCUGUCAUCAUCAAUGGGGGAGAACUAACAUUCCGAGGCAUUGCCACCACUGAUGCUGGUCGCUACAUCUGUGUUGCCCGGAACAGCGGCGGGAUAACAAGGGCUGUAGCUGAAGUACUUGUAAAUGCAUACAAGGGAAGCCAGAGCACCUUCUCCGGAAUCACAGAAGGCCUCUAUUUUGAUGAUCUUGAGGAUGGUGACGUUGACGAAGAUGAUUCAUCCUCCACUCCUGAUGAGGGCUACUUCCUUCAAGUGGAAGAGAUCAUGUGUAAAUUUAUUUGUCAUAAUCGCUCCAUCUGCAUCUCACCUCUGGAAAUGUGUGAUGGAAAACCAGAUUGUCCUGAUGGCGAGGAUGAGGAAGGCUGCUACUUUGACAGCCUCAUUCCAACCUGUGAAGACUCACCCUGUGGCAACAAGAUGUGUUUACCCCAUUACAAAGUGUGUGACGGCAUACCUGACUGUAAUGAUGCAGCUGAUGAGACUAAAUGCCAUGUUGAUAUAUUCGACAAUAGCAAGUGCUCAGAUUUCUUCAAAUGUGGUGAUGGUUCCUGCUAUUACUUCUACCUCAACUGUAAUGGCGAGUGUGAUUGUAAUGACUGCAAAGAUGAGAAGAUAUGUUUGCGUCGGAGGAGAGAAAUGUCGCAUGAGGAGCCACUGCUCACUGCCACAGAUCCUCAGGUGACUUUGUAUGUGGGCCAGACAGGUGAGCUGCGCUGCGAGACAUCUGGAAUCAAUCCCAAUGAUGUGAGAUGGAGCCGUGUAAAUGGCCGACUGCCUCCAAGUGCUGUGACUCGAGGAAACAUACUCAGGCUGCCUCUGAUUGAGAUCCAAGACAGUGGUAACUAUCAGUGUGAGGUGGUGACACCAUCAGGGAUGCGCCUCUACGAUAUCGUCACCCUUAUUGUCAGGCGACCACAGACAUCCAACAUCCAGAUCCGCUCCAUUCCAUCUGUUGUACACCGUGGAGAGAAUGUCGAGUUGAUCUGCGAGGUGGAAAAUGAACCAGCUGCUGCCAUAUCCUGGCGGAGAGUGGAUGGGGAUCUACCAUAUGGAGCAGAAUCCUAUGGCAACAUUUUGAGAAUACCCAGUGUACAGGGCGGUGGAAUUUACAUGUGCAGCGCCACAACUCGUCAGGGCAUUUUUGAUGAGAGAUUUGGCCUUGUUAUCCGAGAAGAUCAUGUGGAGGGCAUGACUCACCGUUUGCGGUCUGGGAACACAGAGUCACAAUCGGUGGCCCUUGGUCUUAGUGUCACCAUGGAGUGCCACUUGUCCCUGCCUGGCCCUGUCUCCUACACAUGGGCCAAGAGGGAUGGAAAAUUGCCUGCUAAUGCUCGCACUGAUAAUGCCAUCCUUGACAUCUCCAAGGUGCAGGCUGAGGAUGCUGGAUAUUAUGUUUGUACGAGCUGGAACUUGGAAAAGAGUGCUGACCUCUCCAUCCUGCUCAUUGUGACAGAUGUUGUGCCAAGGUUCAACAAGAGCUCCUACCUAGCCCUGCCUACACUCUCAAGAGCAUACACCAUGUUUGACAUUGAGAUCACCUUCAAGCCUGAGUCCCCUGAUGGCCUCAUCCUUUACAACAGCCAGCGAGCAGGACCUGAUGAAGGAGAUUUUGUUGCCUUUGGUCUAACUGGUGGCUACCCAGAGUUCAGAUUCAAUAUUGGUGCUGGGCCAGCCAUCAUCAGAGGCACACAACCUUUGGAGAUGAAUCAGUGGCAUACUGUCAAGCUUUCCCGCAACAGAAAGGAGGGGAGAAUGAUGGUGAAUGGUGGGGAUCCUGUGGUUGGAGUGAGUGAAGGCCGCUUCCGUGGCCUGGACCUGGUGGAGCCUCUGUUCUUGGGUGGUGUUCCAGACUUCCAGAAUGUCCAUCGACAAACUGGCAUGACUUCAGGCUUCAAGGGUUGUAUCAGUCGCCUUGUCACUGGCAACACUCUCAACACUGGCUUUGUGAUGAAUGCAGUGAAGCUCGUGGGAAUUACAUCAUGUGAGACCUGUGCUACCGAUCCUUGCCAUAACAGUGGAGUCUGUCAGGAAGCUUACAAUGAGAGAGGACAUAAGUGCUUCUGUCCAGCUGGCUACCUUGGGGAACUAUGUGAGAAUGCUGGAGAGUCCUGCUAUGAAGGUGCCUGUGGGACUGGCCGCUGCAUCAACAAACCUGGCGGCUUCGAGUGCUACUGUCCCUUUGGCAAGAUUGGUGAACGCUGCAGCCAAGAUAUUUCCAUCUAUGAACCAGCCUUUGGAGACGAGUCUUACAUUGCCUUUCCAACACCCUUGGCCAGGCAAACCUUUGCAGUUGAUAUGAAUGUCAAACCUGAGUCCCUGGAUGACGGUCUGCUGAUGUACUGUGCCCAGACAGAGAGUGGAUCAGGGGACUUCACCUCUCUUGCCAUUCGCAACAAGCGACUUGAGUUCCGCUUCAACUCUGGCAGCGGCACGGCCAACAUACAGAGUGAACCCAUCACUGAGGGCGAAUGGAUUAAGGUUCGGGUGAACAGGACAGAUAAACUGGGUUCCCUAAAGUUGAAUGAUGGACCAAUGGUGAAUGGCGAAUCUCCAGGCAGCAACUUAGGCCUCAACCUCCUGACGCCUCUCUUCAUUGGCGGCGUUGACAACUCACGCAUCCACGUGUCUUCAGAUGUUGGCGUCAAGACAGGCUUCAGGGGAUGUGUUUCAGAGAUCAGAGUGAUGGACCAGGAGGCACCACUGAAUGAGGCAGUAGUGGACUCUGCUAAUGUGGACCAGUGUGGUGGAGGAGUUUCACCCUGCAGCCGGUCACCCUGCCAGAACAAUGGAGCUUGUGUGGAGGACCCAAGCUCCAUUCACGGCUAUACCUGCCACUGCAUUAAUGAAUACAGUGGGGACAACUGCGAGCAUGAGCCAGGUGUAUGCAGCAUGGUCCAGCCGUGCAGGAAUGGAGGAGCCUGUAUUCAUCAGGGACACAGAUACACCUGCCUUUGUCCCCUUGGUUUUACCGGCGGUCACUGUGAACGUGUUGUGCAAAAUAUUGGAGGCUCAGCAGCCUUCUCUGGAAGUUCCUGGGUGGAGCUGAACCGCACCCUGCUCCCCCAAGAGUCUGACAUCCCACAGGUCAUCUCCUUUGAAUUCAGAGCACGUCGUCCUAAUGGCCUCUUGUUCUGGUAUGGACAAGACUCGACUGUCAGGGGCAAAGGACAAGAUUAUAUCAGCAUUGCCAUCAAAGAUGGAUAUGUGGAGUUCAGCUAUGAGCUUGGGGGAGGUCCAGCCAUCAUUCGCUCCCAGUCUAGAGUUGACGACAGUCAGUUCCACAGUCUGGAGGUGGAGCGGACAGGGCAGCAAGGUGUCUUUACCCUAGACCGUGAGACUCCUCAAGUAACACACAGUCCUGGAGACCUGCACAUGCUCAAUGCUAAUGGGAAUAUCUACAUUGGUGGGGCACCAGACAUCCCUUACAUGACUGGAGGCAUACACACCAGUGGCUUUAUUGGCUGCAUCCAGAAGCUGUCCAUUGGAGGCCAUACCAUUGACAACUUCCUCACCCUUCCCCUCUCAGGAGUCAAUGUCAUCCCAUGCCCUCGCCAACGUGGAGGGCGUAGAAAGGGGCCACAGAGGGGCUAACAAGAGCAGCAUUUGGACCACUCACUCAUCCACCGUGAGCACUAGUCUUCCAACUCGCCUCAAGAAUGGAUCCACAGUACUCUGCAAGCCCUUGCCACUGCCACUCACACCACCUCCAUCACCCAGCACCACUCCCCUCCACUCCCAUCCAGCACUGCCUGUCUUUGCUGAGGGAUAAAAAUGUGCCUUGAUGCAGAGGGCAUAACAUCCACAUGCACACACACACACACUCCUUUCUGAAAGGGCUUCCCCACCUCCUCCUACUCUUCCUUCUCCUCUUCCAGUGCUUCUGUUGCCUUCUUACAGUGUUUUGUCUCACAUUUAUAGAAAAACAAAAACAGCAGCAGCCAUCUUUAUUUUAUUUUAUUUUAUUUUAUAUUUUUUAUUUAUCUUAUUUAUUUAUUUUAUUUUUUAUUUAUUUAUUCAUUUUAUUUUAUUCUAUUUUAUUUAUUUAUUUGUUUAUUUAUUUAAUUUUUUUUUUUUUUUAUGUGUGUGUAUGUCUGUAUGUGAGGUGCAGUGGUAUCUAGGCUGGUUGAGAGGAAGAGACUGUUGCUGAUCAGAGGAGUGACUUUGGUACUAUUUAGUUAAGGCAAGGUAUAGUGAGGCAGCUGUAACUAAUAAAUCUGCUCUCUCUCCUCCUUUGAUGCCCAACUCCACAAUAUUCUCUCUCUCUCUCUCUCUCUCUCUCUCUCUCUCUCUCUCUCUCUCUCUCUCUCUCUCUCUCUCUCUCUCUCUCUCUCUCUCUCUCUCUCUCUCUCUCUCUCUCUCUGUCUCUCUCUCUCUAUUGUUCAGGGUACAAAGAGGACACAAGAAAAUGUUGAAGAGUAGAUGUUUGUAUGACAGAAAAAAGUACACCUUCUCUCAUAGAAAUAUGGAUGGCAGGAAUAGACUCUUAAGAAGAGGUGACAGAGAUGAGAAAUGUAAAUCAACCAAGGGAAAAACUAGGUAAAUAUAGAUAUGGAGACAGGAUCACACAAGUAUAACUAAGGUCCUGUACAUUGAAGUUAGGUAGAAUUACACAUGAAAGGGUCUUUUUCCUUCAGGUUUUAGCAAAUAAGUGAAAUGUAGAGAAUCACUAACUUAGAGCUUAUAUGUGCUAUCAUAGUGCUGGUGUAGGCAGACUCUCUCUCUCUCUCUCUCUCUCUCUCUCUCUCUCUCUCUCUCUCUCUCUCUCUCUCUCUCUCUCUCUCUCUCUCUCUCUCUCUCUCUCUCUCUCUCUUCUCCUCUCCUCUCAGUGGAGCAACUUGUGUGUGUUGUGUUUUUGCCGUUGUUGUCUUUGUGCUAAGAAAUAAAGUGGUGCUGAAUCUGUGUGUGUGUGAUAUAUAGUGUUGCUGCUGCCUCAGCUGAGUUUUCAUUAUCAUUAUUAUUAUUAUUAUUUUUAUUAUUAUUAUUAUUAUUAUUAUUAUUAUUAUUAUUAUUAUUAUUAUUAUUAUUAUUAUUGCUGUUAUUUCAUUAUUAGUUUUGUCAUUUGUUAUUAUUUUUAUUUUUAUUUCUGCUGACACUGUUUAGUUUUAUUGGAAGUGUUCUCUUAUUUGUUUCUACAUGCUCGCUGCUGCCCAUCACCCAUUUUGGUUUAUUUUAUUUAAUGGGCUUCAUUGGCUUAUUCUUGCUUAUUAUUAUUAUUACCAUUAGUAUUUAAUCUCUCUCUCUCUCUCUCUCUCUCUCUCUCUCUCUCUCUCUCUUUCUCUCUCUCUCUCUCUCUCUCUCAUAUUUAGCUGACAAUGGUGCUACAGGAUGAAAUACAUUACUUGCAACUCACUGAUGAUGUAUCAUAGUUUUGUAACAUAAGUUUUCUAAUAUUUUGAUUAACUUGCUCUCACCACUGCCAUUAAUUAAUUAGUUCUCCAUUUUAAUAACUUUAUGGGGGAGGUUAUUGUGUGUGUUCUGUUCUGAACUGUGGAAAUUGCUUAAUUGUUACUAUUUAUGCUUUUUAAGGCAUCAAACAGCUUUAUAUAUAUUUUUUUUUUCUGCUGCACAGUGGCGUGGCAACCUCCCCUUCCCCCUAGAGUCACUCACUGUCCUUUAUGUAACUUAAGUAGUCAUAUUUAAAAAAUUGGCUUAGAGACUCUCUCUCUCUCUCUCUCUCUCUCUCUCUCUCUCUCUCUCUCUCUCUCUCUCUCUCUCUCUCUCUCUCUCUCUCUCUCUCUCUCUCUCUCUCUCUCUCUCUCUCUCUCUCUCUCCCCCCUUUUAGUUCAUUAAGUUAAUGGAAUUCACCAUGGAAGGCUUAAAAUAUUGCCUAGGCACCAUCCCUCCUUACUUCCUUCUCCCCUCUCCUAGUAGGGUUGAGUGCUGGCUCUUGGCAGAGGACAGUGUGAAUUGCAUUUAUUUUAUAGUGUGGUAGCCUCCUUCCUAGCCCACCGGCUGGAUUUACUCCCUCUCUUUCCCUUUUCUUAAAACCAACCACCCCCAAUACUCUUCUAACUUAGGGUGAAAUUUUCUUUUCUUCAUGUGUUUGCGCCAGUCUAUAUCUUGUUGUCCUGAGAGUUUAAAAGUAAUCAUUGUAUGUGUGUUAUCAACCCUUAGAAGCAAUAAAAUAGAUGUAUGUAUGUACGUACGCACGUGUGCAGUUGUGGUCAGCUAAAGCUGAAAUCCCUCAGUCAUGAGAAUAGCAGUGCCUCAGCACAAGGCCUCAACACUAGCAGCAGCAGUAGCAACAAGGAGGGAUUAAUUGCCUUCAUUCAGCAAUAUUUGGCUAUGUUGUGGCUGCAUCUUGCUCCAACUAGUGCCUGGGAGAAGACUGCACAUGAGACCAGAGGUAUCAUUAGGUCCCUCUCUUAGGGAUAUUGCUCCAAAUAUUUCAAGCCUAGCACGAGUGUUCCCUGAAAAAUUAGGUGUUUAUAACACAGCAAUAGACAGAAUGUAACAGAGCCAAGUUGACUUAGGUAGAAAUGCCCCUGCUUACAACAGUAUUCAUAGGAGUCCCAGCUAAGCCUGAUGACAGUGGUUCUGCUGCUGCUGCUGACACUCCAGCCCAUGUGUAGCAUCUUUAUCAGUGGCUUCCCCUCGUGCUGGUCCUGGUGCUGCUGCUGCUAUUGUUUUUAGUUUUGUCCUUGUAGUCUGAACUUCCUGCUAUACUCUGGCUGCUGCAAUGUUGUGAUGUGAAUAAUAAGUAAUUAAUGAGUAAUAAUAUUAAUGAGUCCAUAUCAUUUAGAACUUGUCUUGAGAAAUAAACAUGCCACACUUG